Zingiber officinale is the source of this 1347-nucleotide messenger RNA. RefSeq names its product E3 ubiquitin-protein ligase AIRP2-like. The transcript is spliced from 6 exons. The coding region runs from base 342 to 1088 and encodes 248 amino acids. Gene Ontology annotation, biological process: protein ubiquitination. Gene Ontology annotation, molecular function: ubiquitin protein ligase activity. NCBI's taxonomy places the organism in Eukaryota, Viridiplantae, Streptophyta, Magnoliopsida, Zingiberales, Zingiberaceae. The record is from RefSeq and is a predicted model, not a curated record.
UUUCUCACUUGGUGCUCUUGCCGUUUACUCUUCGCUCUUCUAAAGCAACGGGAGAUAAAACAGAGAUAUCGAGAGAGAGAGAGAGUGGCGGAGGAGGAGAAGCGGAUCUUUAGGGUUUGGUGGAUCGAGAAAUUAGGGGGCGGGGGUGGUGGAUUGAGUUGGGGACUUGGUCGUCUUGGAUGAUUUCGGGCGGAGAUGGGCCUCGUUCCUAUGCGCAAAUCCUUCAAGGACUCGCUCAAGGUGCUCGAAGCUGACAUCCAGCAUGCCAACUCAGUUGGGAGGUCGAGAAUUACUAGGUGGAUUUGACACUUCUUCUUUUACUUCAUUCAGUUAACUGUGAAAUGGUUAAGCAAAUAUUGGCUCCUAUGACUCUAUGCAGUGGUCGUAUGAGGGCUACUUGUUUUUGUAGGAUGAGCAGUCACAGUGCUUCAGAUUUCCCAACAGAAUAUGACGGUGCCUGUCUUCAGAUGCGAAUGUCAUAUAGUCCAACUGCACAUUUGUUCCUUUUCCUAGUACAAUGGACAGACUGUAGCUUUGCAGGGGCUCUUGGUCUUUUGAGAAUUCUCAUUUAUAAGGUUUAUGUUGAUGGAAAAACAACGAUGUCCAUCCAGGAAAGGAAAGCGAGUAUCCAGGAGUUUUAUGGUGUGAUUUUACCUUCUUUAAUGCAAUUACCCAAAGGCAUAACUGAUGUGGAGGAUAAAAGACAAAAAACCAUUUGUAUGGAAAGAUAUAGGAGAAGAGAAGAUGAGUGCAAGCAGCAAAUAUCAGAAAUAGAAGUCGAAAGAGAGGAAGAAUGUGCUAUCUGCAUGGAGUCCAACAGCAAGGUUGUUUUGCCAAAUUGUUGCCAUGCUAUGUGCAGGAGGUGCUACCAUCAGUGGAAUGCAAGGUCACAGUCAUGCCCCUUCUGCCGUGAUAGUUUGAAGAAGGUUAAUCCAAGUGACCUUUGGAUACUCACUGACAGGAGAGAUGUAGUUGACAUGGCAUCAGUGGUAAAAGAGAACCUGAGGUGCCUGUUCAUAUACGUAGAGAAGUUACCGCUAGUCAUGCCAAAUUCUGUCGUGAAUGUCUAUGAUUCUCAUGUCAAAUGAUCUACAGGGACACCACUGCUUCUUCACCUAUGACUUCUUUUAUUCGUUAUGCUGCAGCUUGUUUGGAGAUUGUUCUCAUCAGAGCAUGAUAUUACAUUCCUGCUUCUAGGCUGCAUCUGAUUCCUCAGCAUGCUCAUUUAAGGAGGUUAGUCUCUAAGGAUGUGUAUCCCUAUCGGUAAAUAUUUUUCGUUUGUAAGUUGGUUGAUGUAAGCAAACAAGCAAAAUAUAUUAUAUGGAAUGCUGUUUUUUUUUUGAUCAA